Messenger RNA from Colossoma macropomum (tambaqui), 1694 nucleotides. It is a transcript of the gene drc4, whose product is annotated as growth arrest-specific 8. Lineage: Eukaryota; Metazoa; Chordata; Actinopteri; Characiformes; Serrasalmidae. Gene Ontology annotation, cellular component: microtubule; Golgi apparatus; motile cilium. Gene Ontology annotation, biological process: flagellated sperm motility. The record is from RefSeq and is a predicted model, not a curated record. Gene Ontology annotation, molecular function: small GTPase binding; microtubule binding. The coding region runs from base 133 to 1572 and encodes 479 amino acids. The transcript is spliced from 11 exons.
CGUCGCGUUGUGUACAGACCACCAGAACAGCGAAGCAGUGAAAUCGCUGACAAACUUUUCACCAAAGCUAACCUACGUGGUUACACAUUUUCUUCAUGCACCGGGACGACAUUUUACUAGAUAAAUAAAAUCAUGCCUCCAAAAAAGAAAGGCGCGAAGGCUGCGAAGGGCAAGAGCCCUACGGUGGUGGAUGGCCUUUCCACAGAGGACAUGUCGAAGGAGCAGCUGGAAGACCACAUUGUCCGCUUGCGUGAGGAGCUGGACAGAGAGAGAGAAGAGCGUAACUAUUUCCAACUCGAAAGGGAUAAAAUCCAUACCUUCUGGGAGAUCACUAAACGACAGCUAGAGGAAAAGAAGGCUGAUCUCAGGAACAGGGAUAGAGAAAUGGAAGAAGCUGAAGAGCGCCAUCAAGUUGAGAUCAAGGUGUACAAACAGAAGGUAAAACACUUGCUGUAUGAACAACAAAACAGCAUUGCAGAACUCAAGACAGAGGGAGUAGUUGCCACCAAACUCAUGCAAAAAGAACACGGGGACCUGGAGAAUGAACUGCGGAAAGGCAUGCGCACCCUGAAAGUGGACCUCAGAGAACAGGAGCUUUCCAAUGAGAAUCUUAUAAAGAGCCUCAAACUGAAACAUGAUGAAGAAAUUACCAAGCUGAGAAAUGAUUUUGAGAGACAAGUACGAGAAAUAGAGGCUAAAUAUGAGAAGAAAAUGCAGGCACUGCGUCAGGAGCAAGAUCAGAGACGCAAGACUGAAAUCUCUGAUAUAGAGGAAAGGAAGAACAGCCAGAUUAACACACUGAUGAAAAACCAUGAGAAAGCUUUCAGUGAUAUUAAGAACUAUUAUAAUGAUAUCACUCUCAACAACCUAGCCCUCAUCAACUCAUUUAAGGAGCAGGUGGAUGAAAUGAAGAGAAAGGAGGAGAGAUUGGAGAAGGAGAUGGCAGAGGUGCAGCAGCAGAACAAGCGUCUGACUGAGCCUCUGCAGAAGGCCACUGAGGAAGUUGCCGAGCUCCAGAAACAGCUUGCCAAUUAUAAUAAAGACAAGGCUUCACUGGCGGGAGCCAAAGCUCGACUCAAGGUGGCAGACAAAGAAAUGAGGGACCUGAAAUGGGAGCAUGAAGUAUUGGAGCAGAGGUUCAGUAAGGUACAGCUGGAGCGUGAUGAACUGUACCAGAAGUUCACCAAGGCCAUCCAGGAGGUGCAUCAGAAGAGUGGCUUUAAGAACCUGCUUCUGGAGAGGAAGCUAGAUGCACUUACAGACACUCUAGAGAAGAAAGAGGCCCAGCUCAAUGAGGUUCUUUCUGCCUCAAAUUUAGACCACACUGCCCUCAACGUGGUCACUCGUAAGCUUGAGGAAGUGCUGGAUUCUAAGAACAUUGCUAUCAAGGAUCUACAGUAUGAACUCGCUCGUGUCUGCAAGGCUCACAAUGACUUGUUGAGGACGUAUGAGGCGAAGCUGAAAGCCUUUGGCAUUCCUGUGGAGGAGCUGGGCUUCAAGCCCUUGGAGAGCAGCGUGGCAAGGCAGACUCUGGGCCAGGGUCCAGCAGGCCUGGUGUCUGCACCUCUCUGACAAACUGCCUUAUGAGCCGCAUAACUCUUAUUCACACAAACUUUUACUUCUCUCACCCAGAGUGCCCUUACACCUGUCUUUUAUUUAUUUAAAUACAGUCGAAAUAAAAGAUUUUGAAAGGA